This is a messenger RNA of Kuraishia capsulata CBS 1993, 1155 nucleotides long. RefSeq lists its product as uncharacterized. The transcript has a single exon. Gene Ontology annotation, molecular function: histone H4 acetyltransferase activity; histone binding. The coding region runs from base 1 to 1155 and encodes 384 amino acids. The record is from RefSeq and is a predicted model, not a curated record. Gene Ontology annotation, cellular component: nucleus. Lineage: Eukaryota; Fungi; Ascomycota; Pichiomycetes; Pichiales; Pichiaceae. Gene Ontology annotation, biological process: subtelomeric heterochromatin formation.
AUGUCGUUUGAUCCGGAUAAGUGGACAGUAUCGUCCAAUGAUGCACUCCAGAUAUCGCUUGCUGAACCUCAAGGUGCUUUUAGUUUUCGUCCUGCUUUCACAUAUCCCGUGUUUGGUGAUUCUGAACAAAUAUUUGGCUAUAAGGACCUGAAGAUCGCGCUUGCUUUCGACUGUGCCGCUCUGUUUCCCUUCUUGUCAGUCACAUAUAGCUCUAAGCUGGAGAAUCAUGAUGACAUCAUUGACGUUCAGGCCAAGUUGUUGGAGUUUCUGCCUAAAGAAACCAUCAUCUCUGAUGAGAACAAAUGGUUGGAUGUCGUUGAAGCAGAUAAAUUUGAGAUUCCCGGAACAAAGAUUAAAACAUAUCACAGAGGUGAUGAAGAAUUUUCUAUAUACAAGAGCACGUUGUCUGAGGCUUCGAAGCUACAUCUGAGAAUUCGGAUUUUUGUUCUGCUGUUCAUUGAGGCCGCUUCUUACAUAGACGAGACUGACCCGGUAUGGGAGAUUUAUCUUGUGUACAAGACUAGUGGGGAGAAGCCCUCAUUUGUUGGAUUCUCGACAGUGUAUUCAUAUUGGUACUUCGAGUCCAUGGAGAAGCACGAUUUAGUUGCGUUGAAGAACGAUGUGUUGGACCUCAAGAUCCGCAAGAAAAUCUCGCAGUUUGUGAUCCUUCCACCAUAUCAGCAAAAGGGGCAUGGAAGAGAAUUGUACAGUGGAAUGGUAGAACAGUUUCUUCAAGACGAUCAAGUUCUGGAGAUAUGUGUUGAGGAUCCCUCAGAACAGUUUGAUGAUCUCAGAGACAGAUGCGAUCUGGAGAGACUAUACAGAGAAGGUGUAUUCAGCGAAGAAAAUGACUUUACAAGUGGACUUGAUGUGAGUGCUUGGAUCAAGAAAGUUAUCUCCAAGACGAAGCUGGAGAAGAGACAGUUUGCAAGAUUGGUAGAAAUGGCUAUGCUAAAGAACGAAUUUGGCACCAAGGAGAUCAGAUUGAAGAUCAAGAGGAGACUCUAUGUGAAGAAUAAAGAUUCGCUGGUUGAGCUUGAUAUUCCAACGAGAAAGGAUAAGCUGCAGACUGCCUACCAAAGACUUGAAGAGGAUUAUUUAAGGAUUCUUGAGAGAGUCAACAUUGGUUCGAAGAAGAGAAAGCUCGCUACUUAA